Molecule: messenger RNA, 954 nt
Organism: Polypterus senegalus (gray bichir)
Lineage: Eukaryota; Metazoa; Chordata; Cladistia; Polypteriformes; Polypteridae
Product: olfactory receptor 6N1-like
Exons: 1
Coding region: 1-954 (317 amino acids)
Biological process (GO): G protein-coupled receptor signaling pathway
Cellular component (GO): membrane
Molecular function (GO): olfactory receptor activity; G protein-coupled receptor activity
Source: RefSeq, a predicted model, not a curated record
AUGACAAAUGCAAGCCUGAUGAUGUCAUCAGUUCAGCAGUUCAUUAUUGUUGGCUUUCCAGGAUUUCAGGAUCAUGAAAGCAAAUUUCUGUUUUCUGUAAUAUUCUUGAUUGCCUACCUUUUCAUUUGCCUGGGGAACCUCAGCAUCUUUGGCACAUUCAUACUGGACGAAAAGCUUCACAAGCCCAUGUAUGCUCUGAUUUGUACUCUGGCAGUUUUAGACAUUACUUUUUCAUCUGUCACAGUUCCAAGUAUAGUGGCCGUUUUAAUGUUUGACAACAGAGUGAUAUCAUUUGCUGCUUGUUUUGCUCAAUUCUUUCUUUUCCAUUCUUUAGGUAGUUCACAGUCCCUUCUCCUUAUGCUGAUGGCAUAUGACAGAUUUGUGGCCAUUUGUAAUCCCCUUCUGUACCCCACCAUUAUGACCAACAAAGUAAUUCUAAAGCAGAUCACUCUGUGUUGGCUUGCAGGAUUCAUUAUACUCAUUAUCCCAUUCAUCUUGGCUCUCAGGUUACCCUUUUGUGGUCCUAAUAAAGUUAUGCAUAUCUAUUGUGACAUUGGCUCUGUGAUCAGACUGGCAUGUGCUGACAUUUCUGUUAACAGCAUUGUGACUUUGACCAUUGGGAUGUCUGUUAUGUUCAUCUCCUUGGCUUAUAUUUUGUAUUCCUACAUCCGCAUCAUCACAUCUGUGCUCAAAAUUGCCAGUUCUGAAGGACGUGCCAAGGCUUUCUCUACCUGCGGGACACACCUGAUAGUAAUUUUUAUCUUUUAUUUCAUUGCUGUGGGUGUUUAUAUUUCAUAUCGGAUCCCGGGAACUUCUGAAGAUGUGCGCAUAAUAACAGCCGCGCUACAGACCAUAAUUCCACCAUUACUGAACCCUGUUGUAUACUGCCUGAGAAACAAAGAGAUUAGAGACAGCUUUGUCAAAAUUGUAAAAAGGUGUAAACUUUCACCAUAG